AGUGGGGUGGGUUUUGUUGUUUAAAUACUCCUUAGGUAGUUGACGACUCCUUGCUCUUCUCUGUUUCCUGCUGUGGUUGCUCCAUCUUUCUUCUGAUUAAGGUGUGUUUGAGUUCUAAUAGACAUUUCUGCAAUUCCUGGAUCUGAACUGUGAAAUCUCUUUUGCAGCUCUGCUCCAUUGAUCUCUUUAGCUGCCUUUGUAUUAGCACAAUCCACUCGAGAUGGAAAUAGAAGAAGCUACUCAGUCAGAAGAUCAGCAUGGAGAAGAUCAUGAAGGCGGAGAGGAACAGUGGAAAGGGAAUGACCACCAAGUGAUUUUGAAGGCAGAGCCAAAAAGAUCCAAUAUAUGGGACAUCUUCUCCAAUCUCUUUUACUGCCUUAGCAGGCUCUGCUGCAUCAAAAUUCCCAAAUGGGAUAUCAAAGAAACUACCCAUUCAGAAGAUCUGAUAUCUAUGGCAUCUUCCUCAUCGACCUCUCCACAGGUAGGUGAUUGUGAAGGCAGAACCCAAAGACGAAAGCAAAUGAUUAUAACGUGUUCUUGAGUUUUAGAGGGGAAGACACUCGCAAAGAUUUUACCGAUCAUCUCUAUCAUAGCCUUCUCAGCGCAGGAAUUCACACGUUUAGAGACAACGAGGCGCUCCACGUUGGUGAGGAGAUUGGUGAGGAGCUUCUCUGCUGUAUCAAGCAGUCCAAGAUCUCAAUCCCAAUUAUCUCAAAGCACUAUGCUUCCAGCAAAUGGUGCCUUCGUGAGCUAACUCAGAUGUUGAAGUGCAAGAAAAGCGGAGGGCAUAUAGUAUUGCCCAUAUAUUACAAAGUGGAGCCCUCACAAUUGCAACAUCGUACAGGAAAUAUAGGAGAUGCUAUCAAAGCACAUAAAAAGAAAGUGGACAAAAUGGAAGUGAAGGAUUGGGAAGAAGCUCUCGAAGAAGUCGGUUCCUUGAAAGGAUGGGAAUCAGAGAAAGUUCAUGCCGGGCAUGAAGGAGCAUUGAUUAAAAUUGUUGUGAAUAAAGUUAUGAGCGAGUUAAAAAGACUUUUUAAGCUAAUUGUUCCCAAACAAUUGGUGGGAAUUGAUUAUCAUGUGGAACAAAUUAUGAAAUUGGUAAAUCCUAAUUCCGAUGGUACUAACGUUAUUGGAAUUCAUGGAAUGAGCGGCAUUGGCAAGACCACUCUUGCAAAGAUGUUAUAUAACGAAAGCUUUAGUCAUUUUAAUUAUCAUAGCUUUGUGGCAAAUAUUCGAGAUACAUCUCAGCUCAAUGGUAUUGAAAGCGCACAAAAGCAGCUCAUUUCUAACAUAACAGGAAGUUCUUGUGAUGUGUCUAAUGUUGAUGAGGGAAUCAAUAUCAUCAAGUCUCGAUUCAUGCAUAAGAAAAUUCUCAUUCUUCUUGAUGAUAUAGAUGAAAAUACUCACUUGGAUGCUUUGGCUGGAGAUGGUAGUUGGUUUAAAGAAGGAAGUAUGGUCAUCAUAACAACUCGAAACAAGAGCAUACUUGACAGAGCUAGGGCAGGCCACAUGUACCAACUCAAUGAGUUGCCUUUGGAUCAAUCACUAAUUUUAUUUAGUAAACAUGCAUUUCGAAAUGAUUAUCCUCCAAGUAAUUAUGAGAUUAUCUCUCGUGAGAUUGUAUCUACUACCGCGGGGCUUCCUUUAGCCCUUGAAAUUAUAGGUUCAUUCUUAUGUGGAAAGAGAGAAGCGGUAUGGAAGGAUACAUUAAAGAAAUUAAAGAAAGUGCCUCAUAAGGAAGUGCAAAAGAAAUUGAGAAUAAGUUAUGAUGCAUUAGAUGAGGAGGAGCAAUGUAUAUUUUUGGACAUUGCAUGUUUUUUCUCUGGAAUGUCUAAACAAAGUCCAAUCUAUAUGUGGGAUGCUUGUAACUUUUCACCUGAAAUGAGGAUUGAAGAUUUAAGUCUUUUGUCUCUAAUUAAAAUUGAGGACGGCAGAAUAGUGAUGCAUGAUCAAUUAAGAGAUCUUGGAAGGGCAAUUGUUUGUCAAAAAGUCCAAUGGAGCCUCAAAAGCAGAGCAGAUUAUGGAUUUAUGAGGAAGCCGUAGACGUGCUUGUCAAAAACAAGGGCACUAGUGAGAUUCAGGCCCUUUGUCUUAACAAAUAUGACCAGCGAACCUACUCACAUGAACAAUUUAAAGAACUGACCAAUUUAAGGUUCCUUCAAGUAAAUGGUGUGAAUCUAGAUGGAAAUUUCUGGAACUUACUUCCUCAAUUAAGAUGGCUUUGGUGGGAGCGUUGUCCCUCAGAUUUUGCAGCAACCAACUUUCAUCCAGAGAAAUUAGUUGUGCUCGAUCUCUCGUGGGGUACAAUUUCUGAGGACUGGGGAGGAUGGGCUCUACUCAAGAUGGCAACCAAGCUCAAAGUUCUCAACCUCUCGUAUUGUCGUUCUUUAACAAGAACUCCAGACUUUUCCGUAUUUGAAAGCUUGGAAAUUUUGAAUCUUGAAAGAUCUUCAGAUCUAAAUGAGAUUCAUCCUUCUCUUGGGGACGUCAAGACCCUUGUCUCCUUGAAUGUCAAACAUUGUAUAAGAUUGAAGGAGCUACCGGCAGGAGUAGGUAGAAUGGAAGAAUUGAAGGAGCUUAUCUUGUAUGAUAGUGCCAUAAAAGAGAUUCCUAUUUCAAGAGGUUGCUUGACGAAGCUGGAGAUUCUAGAUGCCACGUUAUGUGAAAAGCUUGCUCAACUUCCGGAGUUCAUGGACUGCCUUGUGUCAUUAACUAAGUUGAACCUAGAUUUUUGUCCAAUAGCCAGCAUACCCAGCUCCAUAGGCCAUCUACCGUCCUUGGAGCAAUUGUCAUUACAUGGAUGUUGGUUAUUGAGAGAGAUCCCAGACUCGAUUGGCCAAUCAGAAUCAUUGACUGAGCUGGAUUUAAAAUGGACAGCAAUUCCAGAAUUUCCUGAAAGGAUUGGGAAUCUGCAUAAAAGAGGGUCUUGGACAUACGUGAACUCAAAUAACAAAAUCGCCUAGAGGGCGGAGGCAAUUCAGAAGCCAACAUAGGGCAGCUGCUGAACAUGGAGAAGCAAAUGAGGUUGGCCGGCCACGGCACUGGGACGAAGUAGGCGGUGAUGGAGAUUUCGAAGCUGUGCUUCGAGGGAAAGCCCUGGAGAAACCCCGAAUGACCAGAUUGUUUUGUUGCCCAAAUGAUUAGCUAGUCAACUGCUGAGUGCUGGCUUUCGCAUUAGUGCCAGGCGAUGGUAUUGGGCAACUGAAUUAGGGGAUCCAAAGUGUUUUUACCCAAACUUGUUUGUUUAAUACCAUGAGUAAUGUUUGUGUGCGGCAUUGUUGAGAUAGCGGAUGGACCAUCUCUUAAAUGAUUUGUUAUUAGGGUCCGUCAGCUCAUUUUUUGCAAUUUUUAUUUUAUUUUAUUUUUAUUGAAGUAAACUUAACACCGGAAAUAGUUUAUUCAAGUUGGC
This is a messenger RNA of Eucalyptus grandis, 3409 nucleotides long. RefSeq names its product disease resistance protein RPV1. Gene Ontology annotation, biological process: defense response. Gene Ontology annotation, molecular function: protein binding. Bases 1995 to 2963 code for a protein of 322 amino acids. The record is from RefSeq and is a predicted model, not a curated record. The transcript is spliced from 6 exons. Lineage: Eukaryota; Viridiplantae; Streptophyta; Magnoliopsida; Myrtales; Myrtaceae.